AUGGCGACGGUGGACCCGACCUGCAUGGUUGUGAAAGCGCUCGUCCUCCUCGACUCGGACGGAAAGAGGAUCGUCGUGAAAUACUAUACUCCAGAAUGGUCAACUGUCGCCCAGCAGGCGGCGUUUGAAAAAUCUCUCUUCAACAAAACCUGCAAGACGAAUUCGAGGGGGGAAGCCGAGGUCAUUCUGUUCGACGACCUCGUUGUGGUGUACAAGACGCUGGGCGACCUGACUUUUUACGUCACAGGCUCGCAAUCUGAAAACGAGCUCGUCCUGCACGGCGUGCUGCAAGCCUUUUACGAGUCUGUCUCUUUACUGCUGAGGGGGGCUGUGGAGAAGAAGACUGCACUUGAAAAUCUAGAUCAAGUGUUGCUUGUGAUGGAUGACAUUGUGGACAACGGGGAGGAAGCCUGCAGGGCACAUAGCAUCAAUGCCAUUGAAGCAUUGUGCUGA
Molecule: messenger RNA, 453 nt
Organism: Ostreobium quekettii
Lineage: Eukaryota; Viridiplantae; Chlorophyta; Ulvophyceae; Bryopsidales; Ostreobiaceae
Source: the annotation of a GenBank genome assembly